Messenger RNA from Closterium sp. NIES-67, 541 nucleotides. NCBI's taxonomy places the organism in Eukaryota, Viridiplantae, Streptophyta, Zygnematophyceae, Desmidiales, Closteriaceae. The record is from the annotation of a GenBank genome assembly.
AUUCCGGACAUGGCGGGGGAAUUACUGAUCCAGGAGGCACACGGCAUUCCUUGGGAAAUCAUCAGCGAUCGUGAUCCACGGUUCACGUCCAACUUCUGGACAAAAACCUGGCAGCAGUACGGCACACGUCUGCAUAUGUCCACGGCAUACCACUCCCAAUCGGACGGCCAGACUGAGCGCACCAAUCAGACAAUGGAGCAGCUAAUUCGCACGACAUGCACAGACCCGACCCAAUGGGAAGACGCCCUUACCUUGAUCGAGUUUGCGUACAACAACGCCCCAUCGGCCACGACUACUCAUUCCCCAUUCUUCCUUAAUCACGGGAUAGACCGGACAACCCCUCUAUUGCCACCGAUAGAAAAUCCGGCACCAAGGUCUCAGCAGUUCGUCGAAAAUUUCCGACAGACUCAGCAAAAAGCCGCCGAUGCCAUCCUCAAAGCCAACCAGAGGGCUAAGCAUCAAGCUGACCGACGACGCCGAGACUUAGCACUUGCUCCUGGGCAAUUGAGCUAGAAAGAUUGAAUAGAAUGAGAGUAUACAG